Chelonoidis abingdonii (Abingdon island giant tortoise) is the source of this 1251-nucleotide messenger RNA. Lineage: Eukaryota; Metazoa; Chordata; Testudines; Testudinidae. The record is from RefSeq and is a predicted model, not a curated record.
AUUUCAGGUCAUUCACGACCGCCUCACAUAGCGGGCGGGGCCUAUCCAGGGAGGGACGCACGUCACUUCCGUUCCUUGGUGGAGAGCGCUGGCGCUGGACGGUGGUGGCGGUUGGUGCGACGGUUGCUGGCAGCCUUCGAGGGACAAUGAGCGACAGCGGGGAACAGAACUACGGCGAGCGGGAAUCCCGUUCUGCUUCCAGAAGCGGAAGUGCUCAUGGGUCCGGCAAGUCUGCAAGGCACAGCCCUGCAAGAUCUCGAUCCAAGGAGGACUCCAGGCGAUCCAGGUCAAAAUCUAGAUCCAGGUCUGAAUCAAGAUCUAGGUCAAGGAGGAGUUCUCGUAGACACUAUACAAGAUCACGCUCUCGUUCCCGCUCUCACAGGAGGUCCCGGAGCAGGUCUUAUAGUCGGGAUUAUCGACGACGACACAGUCACAGCCAUUCUCCUAUGUCUACUCGUAGGCGUCAUGUUGGAAACAGGGCAAAUCCUGACCCAAACUGUUGUCUCGGAGUGUUUGGAUUGAGUCUAUACACCACAGAAAGGGACCUGAGAGAAGUGUUCUCCAAGUAUGGCCCAAUUGCUGAUGUUUCCAUUGUGUAUGACCAGCAGUCUCGGCGUUCAAGAGGAUUUGCAUUUGUGUAUUUUGAAAAUGUUGAUGAUGCAAAGGAGGCUAAAGAGCGUGCCAAUGGAAUGGAACUUGAUGGGAGAAGAAUCCGGGUAGAUUUCUCCAUAACAAAAAGGCCUCACACCCCUACACCUGGAAUCUACAUGGGGAGACCAACUUAUGGCAGCUCCCGACGAAGAGAUUACUAUGACAGAGGGUAUGACAGAGGAUAUGAUGAUCGUGAAUAUUACAGCAGAUCUUAUAGAGGAGGUGGUGGAGGAGGAGGAGGAGGAUGGAGAGCUGCCCAGGACAGGGAUCAGAUCUACAGGUAUUCUUGGAUAGGAUUUAGUAUCCAAAGAACAGUAGAAAUGUUCAUGAAACAGCCUGCCUAAAAAAUUCAAACAGCUGAGGCCUAAUGUACAUCUGAAAGCAUUAAAAGAAAGUGGAAUAGUCACUGGUGAACAAAUACAAUUCUUCAGCGAGCCACAGAACUCAUUAAAACAGAAGGCCACCGGGUUAAAAUUAUAUAAGCUGGUGAUUGAGUUUACACAUAGAAAAUUCACAAUCUGUCAAAGAGUUACGAAUUUUUCAGUUACUCUUAAACUAUUCUGUGGACUUUAGUGCUGGGGGACAGGACCCAGUUGGGGG